Messenger RNA from Diorhabda carinulata, 2343 nucleotides. RefSeq names its product Golgi phosphoprotein 3 homolog sauron (gene sau). Gene Ontology annotation, cellular component: Golgi cisterna; trans-Golgi network; cytosol. Lineage: Eukaryota; Metazoa; Arthropoda; Insecta; Coleoptera; Chrysomelidae. Gene Ontology annotation, molecular function: phosphatidylinositol-4-phosphate binding. The record is from RefSeq and is a predicted model, not a curated record. The transcript has a single exon. Bases 411 to 1271 code for a protein of 286 amino acids. Gene Ontology annotation, biological process: retrograde vesicle-mediated transport, Golgi to endoplasmic reticulum; Golgi vesicle budding; Golgi to plasma membrane protein transport.
ACCAAUCUUAUAUUUACGAAUGACUACCACUAUAUAGUUUGGAAUAAUUUCUUAUCAUAGUUUCUUGCACAAAAUAGUACAUAUUACUUUAUAACUAUAUAUAAGUCUGUUAUUUAAUGAUCCUUUGACUAUUACAAAUCUAUAUAAAAUAAUAGAAAUUAUACAAUUUUUUGACAAUAGAUUCAUCAGAUUGAAAGUUGAUCUAAGCAAGUUAUAUUGAAAUGAUUUUACUAUACGAACGCUCUAGGCUUUUAUGAAUCAAUUUUAUUUGCGUUGUGGCAAAAAUCUGCAUUUGAUCUCGAUUAAAAAAUUGACCUAAAAAAUGAGUGACAAUUGACGUAUGUCAAGGGAGGGGAUCCUAAAAAAUAUUCAUAGUAAACGUCAACAUUAUUUAGAUAUGUACCCUGAAAAUGAAUCGUAGUGAGGGAUUUGUUAAAAGAAGAAAUAUAACAAGGGAUAAUAGUGAGGGUUUAAACAAAGAAGAACAAAACAAUGAAAAAAAAUCUAGCCGCGAUGAAGAUUCCCAAGAUGGGGAUUCAAAAGAAACAAGACUAACACUUAUGGAAGAAGUUCUGCUUUUAGGACUAAAAGAUAAAGAAGGUUACACGUCUUUUUGGAAUGAUUGUAUAUCCAGUGGUCUACGGGGAUGUAUCUUAAUUGAAUUAGGAUUGAGAGGGCGCAUAGAACUUGAAAAAACUGGAAUGAGAAGAAGAGGCCUACUUGCAAAAAAACUUAUUGUAAAAAGUGAUACCCCUAUUGGAGAUGUACUUCUUGAUGAGGCAUUGAAACAUCUAAAAGAAACUGAUCCACCAGAAACAGUUCAAAGUUGGAUUGAAUACUUGAGUGGGGAAACCUGGAACCCAUUAAAAUUACGAUAUCAGUUGAAAAAUGUUAGGGAACGUUUGGCAAAAAAUUUAGUUGAAAAAGGUGUGCUGACUACUGAGAAACAAAAUUUUCUAUUUUUUGAUAUGACUACCCAUCCCUUAACAGAUAAUAUUACAAAGAGCCGUUUAAUCAAGAAAAUCCAAGAUGCAGUUCUAUCUAAGUGGGUAAACAAUCCUCAGCAAAUGGAUAAAAGGAUGUUAGCUCUAAUAUUCUUGGCACAGGCAAGUGAUGUACUUGAGAAUGCCUUUGCACCACUCAAUGAUGAUGAUUAUGAAUUAGCUACUAAAAGAGUAAGAAAACUUCUUGAUUUAAAUUUUGAAGAAGAAGCCAACAAACCGAACACAUCGGAUGUGUUGUGGGCUGUAUUUGCCGCUUUUACUAAAUAAGAAUAUAUUAAUAUGGUUAUUUUUACCAAAUCACCAAUCCCUUGGAAUUAAUAUUUUCUAUAUUUUUGAGGUAUAUACUCAAAACUAAUGAUUUUUUUUAUAUAGUUUCAAUUCCAAUAUUUAUUCUUUAUAUUGUUGACGGAUUUUAUUGAAAUUUUAUUAAAACAAAUAUACAAACAGUACAACUUUUUAUAAACCACUUUUAUGGCUUUUAGGAAAUGCCUUUUGAGUAUUUUAUCAUAAGUUAUGAUUAAAUUAUACUUAUUUAAAUUUAAGUUAAUCAUACCUCAAGAAAAAUAAAUAGGUGAAUGCUAUUUGGUAAAAAAACCAAAUAACACUUGUCCUUUAGAAUAUAAUGUAUAAUUAUCAUUUUAUUUUGUAAAUUCUUCGCUAGGGUUAGGAAUUUUUGAAAAAUCUUUUAUUUCAUUUGAGGCCAUCACAAAUUAGUAGAUAAUUUUCAUAUUAUUAUGAAAACUUUUAAGUAAAACCUAACUAAUUUUUAAAUGUUCAAUGAUGUUAAAAAUCAUGUGAUUUGUUAUUUACUUUUUUUGCUUUGGCACAUUGAGCAAUUUUUUUGUUCCUAUAUCAUUGGAUAAAUAAUAUGAAAUGUUUUCUACUGGUGAUGACAUUUAUUCAUCAGAGCUUUAACCAUAAUGUGUAUCUUUGGUGACCAUACGAAAAUAUUUAUGUUCAGGUAAAACUGUGAUAUUCUCAUCACCUGCAUCCAUUAAUAAAUGAAUAUAAUUAUUCCAGACUCAUAUUGACAUUAUGGUCACUGCUUCAAAAUAAUUUAUAUUAAAUUCUUGAUUCUCCGAUUUCUGUUUUUUGCAAUAUUUGUCAUUCCAACCUUCACAAAAUUUAUUUAGUUAUUUUUUUAUAAAACAACCUUUAUUUGUAUCUUUGUAGCAUUAAUUCAAAAUACAAACUUGAAAUACUUUUUUUUAUUAUUGUCAAACAUUUUCAACACGAAAUAUAGAUGUAACAGAAUCCCACAUUUUUUAAAUCUAGUAUUACUUUGAAAUUUCUAUGUUUAGAUAAAUGUCAUACAUAUAUAAUAAACUUAAAUGUUGAA